Molecule: messenger RNA, 4023 nt
Organism: Talaromyces amestolkiae
Lineage: Eukaryota; Fungi; Ascomycota; Eurotiomycetes; Eurotiales; Trichocomaceae
Exons: 5
Coding region: 1-4023 (1340 amino acids)
Biological process (GO): mRNA catabolic process
Cellular component (GO): P-body; exosome (RNase complex)
Molecular function (GO): RNA binding; 3'-5'-RNA exonuclease activity
Source: RefSeq, a predicted model, not a curated record
AUGGACCACCAGCAAGGUCAACCAGGGAUUCCAGGCCCUGCCGGCCGCCGGCUUCAUAUUGCCCACCGACGAAGUCCAUCUGAGUUGACCCCUCUAAUGAUGGAACAACUUGCUAUUCAGCAACAGAUUGAGUUGCUCCAACAGCAACAGCAACAAAUUGCCGCUACGCAUCAACAAUACGUUAAUAUGGGACUGCUGCAACCCCAACAACCAAUUGGUCAGGUUUCGGGAUUUUCUCCCCAACUUGGUCAGGGAACAAUGGCCGGCGUAUCACCUCAGGUCAACGCCUUCCAAUUUCCUCAGCAGCUCGGAGUUCCCACAAACAAUGGACCCUCCCAUCGCCGAAACCAGUCUGCCCUACCUGGCAUGGGAAUGGGCCCGCCCCCAGCUCCGUCGUCCGGCGCAUCAGGAUCGGCUUUUGCGGAUCUUCACCAAGGAAACCAGAAUCGUGAGAAUGGUGGUCCGUCGAGGGGACGAGGUGGACCUAUCGGCGGAGGUCAUCAGCGACGCCACUCAUUAGCUCUUCCAGAAGCGAAGAAGGCUGCAGAGCUCGCACAGCAAAAGCGUACUGCAGCCGGCUUCCAGUUCCCUGCUCCCGGCUCAUCUGAAUCGCCCACCGCAGAAGAAAAGCCGAAGACUCCUCAGCCCCAAGGACUAGGCCUGCAACGUGCAGGCAACUUCCGGGGUGGAACCCACGGCAGAAGCCAGUCUAUGGCCGUUGGUCGCGGCGCAACCGGUUUCCAAUUUCCCAUCCCUGAGAGUAGCCCUGCUGAACCUCCUCGUCGUGGCCAUGGUCGAACGCCUUCGAGGAACUUUGACGGCAAUUGGCGCCAGCCAAAUAACAAUAACAAUCAAAAUCAGGAUCAGCAGAAAUCGAACCAAGGCGGAUUUGGACAACAGCAAGGUGGCAAUACCUUCCAGCCGGGCCACCGCUCGCGAGCAUCCAUGAACCAGUCCAUUGGUUCGAUCGGCCAAUUCCAAUAUCCUAACGCUGCUCCCCAGCUGAUCCAGUUACCUCAAGGCCAGGUUGUCAUGGCACCGCAAUUGUUCAAUGGCCAGCAACUCAACCCACUCCAGCUCGCUCAACUUCAGGCUAUGCAACAGAAUGGUCAAUUGAAUGGCCUACAAGCUAGCCAACACGCCCCUCAGCAGUUGACUGCGCAGCAGCAACAGCAACAACGCAAGACGCUCUUCMCCCCAUMCCUUCCGCAAGCCAAUCUACCUGCCCUCCUCAGCAAUGGCCAACUGGUCGCCGGUAUCCUUCGUGUCAAUAAGAAGAACCGGUCGGACGCCUAUGUCACAUGCACCGAACUAGAUGCUGAUAUCUUUAUCUGUGGAAGCAAAGAUCGUAACCGUGCUCUUGAGGGAGACUUUGUUGCCGUCGAACUUCUAGACGUUGACGAAGUUUGGUCUCAGAAGCGUGAAAAAGAAGAAAAGAAGAAACGCAAGGACAUCACAGACUCUCGAUCUGGAGACAAGCUAUCUCGUUCUGACUCUGGUGCUAAUGGUGAUAACCAACAGGUUGGCCCUGACGGUAGCAUUCGUCGUCGUGGUAGUCUGCGUCAACGCCCGACCCAGAAGAAGAACGACGAUGUUGAGGUGGAAGGACAGAGCCUUCUGUUGGUGGAAGAGGACGAGAUCAGCGAUGAACAGAAACCGUUGUAUGCUGGUCAUAUCGUUGCCGUCAUUGAACGUGUCGCAGGACAAAUGUUCUCGGGAACUCUAGGUCUUCUACGUCCCAGCAGCCAAGCUACCAAAGAAAAACAAGAGGCUGAACGUGCCGCCAGAGACGGCGGACACGGUCGCCAACAUGACAGACAGCAAGACAAGCCUAAGAUUGUGUGGUUCAAACCUACUGACAAGCGUGUACCCUUGAUUGCCAUUCCCACUGAGCAGGCACCCCGUGAUUUUGUCGAAAAACACCACGACUAUGCGAACCGCAUCUUCGUCGCUUGUAUUAAGCGGUGGCCUAUCACCUCUCUUCAUCCAUUCGGUACACUUGUUGAGCAACUUGGCGAGAUGGGUGAUUUGAAAGUCGAGACUGAUGCACUUUUACGUGACAACAACUUCGCAGCCGAUGAAUUUUCCGAGGCUGUGCUUAAGAACGUUGGCUGGGAAGACUGGACUGUGGCUGCCGAAGGCGAUGCUCUUCUAACCACCCGCAGAGAUUUCCGUGACGAAAUCACCUUCACCAUUGACCCAACUGGCACCAAAGAGUUCAACGAUGCUAUCCAUAUUAAGAAGGUCGGUGACGGCAAGGUUGAAAUCGGUAUUCACGUAGCCGACGUCGCACACUUUGUCAAGGCGAACUCAUUGGUCGAUAGAGAAGCCAAGAAAAGAGGAACAGGAGUCCAUCUAAUGACCCGAGUCGUCAAUAUGCUGCCACCUCGGUUGUCGAAUGAGAUAUGCUCUUUGCUUCCUGGUCAGGAACGCUUGACCGUUAGUGUUGUCUUCCAGGUUGACACCGCGACUGGCGCAGUCGACGAUGAUGUGUGGAUUGGAAAAAGUGUGAUCAAGAGUUCUGGGAAGCUGAGCUACGACGAUGUCAAUGCCGCCAUCAAGGGAGAGACAGGAAGUCCUUUGGAAGGUGUAACUGCCGACGAUAUUCGUCUUCUCGGAGCAAUCACCACCAAAUUCAAAGAGACCAGGUUCGGCAAUCGUGCUACCGAUAUUCCGGCCUUGCGUCUCAUCUAUCAGCUCGACGAUGAGAACAUGCCCGUGGAACUUAAUAUCUUCGAUUCAUCUCCAGCUCAUGAAGUAAUCGAAGAAUUGAGCUACAAAGCCAACUUCUUCGUUGCACGCAAGCUCUUUGCUGCAAUGCCCGAGAAAGCGUUCCUUCGCCGCCAAGCUGUUCCCAACCCCCGCCGCCUGCAGACCUUUGUUGACCGAAUGAACAGACUAGGAUAUGACAUUGACCCUUCUAGUAGCGGUUCUCUGCAAGCCAGUCUGUUCAAGAUCCAAGAUGUUGAUCUUCGCAAGGGUAUGGAAACCGUCCUGAUCAAGGCAAUGCAACGCGCCAAGUACUAUGUCGCUGGUAACGUGACUGAAGCCCAACGCCAACACUACGCUUUGAACCUGCCGCUCUACGCCCAUUUUACAAGCCCGACUCGUCGCUACGCUGAUGUCAUUGUUCAUCGUCAACUGGAUUCUGUUCUGUCUAAUGGCGCCAUUGAAUUCACUGAGGAUGUUGAUACAUUGGUCAAGACUGCUGAACAGUGCAAUAAUAAGAAAGACUCCGCCCACAACGCCCAGGAACAAAGUGUGCAUAUCGAAUCCUGCCGUGUCAUGGACAAGAAGCGAUCUGAACUCGGUGGUGAUCUUAUCAGCGAAGGUAUCGUUCUUUGCGUUUACGAGUCUGCCUUUGAUGUGCUCCUUCCUGAAUUCGGCUUCGAGAAGCGCGUGCAUUGCGACCAGCUUCCACUGAAGAAAGCGGAAUAUCGUAAAGACACUCGUGUUCUGGAAUUGUACUGGGAGAAGGGUAUCCCAUCUUCUGCCUACAUUCCGGAGGAUGAACGUCCCAAUGCAAGCAGUUCCAGAGCUGCUCACGCGGCAGCUGCUGCUCAAGAAGCAGAAGCAGCCCGCGAGCGUGCACGCGAGAGAGAAGAGGCUCAACGAAAACAAACCGAGACUGGAACAAUGUCUACGGAUGACGUUGAUGCUCUCUUUGAUGACGAUGACGAUAUUUCGGAAGUGACUGAGAUGGCUGCCGGCGUGUCACUCAACUCCUCGGCCGAUCGCCCAACACAGAGCAUGCCUCCAUCACCGACGCGCAAUGGUCAUGAUGGUCAAGGUCCGCAACGCGCUCGCUCUGACCCUAAGAUCGCAAUCAGUGCCAGCGAAACACCUGAAGCGAAAUUGACGGACAAGGAGAAGUACCUCAAGCUCUUCAAGCUUCGGGAGGAGGAUGGCGAAUAUAUUCAGGAUGUGACUGAAAUGACUCGUGUUCCUAUCAUUCUCAAGACCGAUUUGAGCAAGAGCCCACCAUGCCUGACCAUCCGUUCGGUCAACCCUUACGCUCUAUAA